AUGCCACGAUCUCUCCCUCUAAGCUACCUUGUGGAGAGAAGCACGAGGGGAGGGCUGCAACUCUACAAGGAAGGAAGUGCUGGCCAAGAGAAGGGAGUCUCGUACUACAAGUGGAGUGAGAAGGUCAUACGUAUUCGGGUGAUGCUCAAGAAGGAAGAUCUUGUGCAUGACUCUACUUACAACAUGUCAACGAUUGCUGCAACUAUGGGUCAGCUCCCGCGCUUCGAUGGGCGCUCUCCCGACCCCAAGGUGUGGCUAAGCCAAGCCACGAGGGCGAUGAGGUGCUUCCUUACGAAUGCGACGGACGACCAGAAGCUGGACUACCUCCUCAUGCAUGUCACCGACUCUACCUAUGUGUGGGCGGAAAGCAAGGAGUUCAAGAUGGUGGAGGGAUUUGAGCAAUCAUUCAAGGAUCGGUUCGUUUGGGAGUCCACGACGACAGUGCUACAGAGGCUGACGGUCUUGAAGCAGAAGGUGCAGAUAGUGAUGGAGUUGGCGGAUGAGGUGAGGAAAUUGACCUCCUACAUUAAAGACUAUGCGGUCGCCAUGAUGGUGAGAGCAUUUAUUGAAGGUUUGGAGGAUCCAGGGUUGAGGGAGAAGGUGUUGGGUGGGAGGCCAGUAUCAUUGGAGGCAGUAGAGGAAGCUGCUAAGUACUUCGUGACCUGCGUGCAGCCGCAGGAGAUCGAGGAGGAAAAGAAGGUGGUGGUAAAGGAAGAGUCGGAUGUGGAGAAGAUUACGAAGCAGUUGGAGCGGUUGACCAUGCAGUUGAAUCAAAUGCAGUAA
This is a messenger RNA of Closterium sp. Yama58-4, 783 nucleotides long. Lineage: Eukaryota; Viridiplantae; Streptophyta; Zygnematophyceae; Desmidiales; Closteriaceae. The record is from the annotation of a GenBank genome assembly.